AUGAAGAUCUUUCUUCUAGGAGCCGUGCUCGCUGCGGCGCAGAGCGUCACCGCUGCCCUAGAUGAGUCGCUCCUUGAAACCUAUGUUGGCUCGCUCGAACUCACCUCUUCGUUCAACCCCGUCGAGGAAGCUUACUGGACUGGGUAUGCUCAUCACAGGCGUACCCCGUUCGCUGUCUCUCCAGAUGGUGAAUCGGCGUACCUGGCCUAUCUGGAUUCGAGCGAGACGGACGUCCACGUCCAGAAGGUGGACCCUAGCACGUUCAAGGCAGUGGGAUCUACUGUUACUGUGACAGGCGGAAAAGAAGCUGGCGGCUUGGUCGCGCACAAUGACGGCUUCGCCCUCCUAACCAACGAGGCCAUGCCCUCCGGAACCUCCAAUGCACCACCCGACAACACACCUGUUGCUGUUCUCUACCGCUACACCAACGGCGAGCAAACCUGGAAGACCUGGCUAGGUGGUCCCGACGUCGAAUCAGCCGACGGCUCCCUCGCCUCCCCAGACAUGAAUGGUGACCUCGUCUACUCCGCCGAAGCCAAUCUCUACGGCGCCUACUUUGUCGUGACAGCCUACUCUGGCUCUGCCUCCGGCCACUUCGGCGACAGCAUCCAAUACGUCAAUGAUGCCGGUAAGCUCCAGACCAUCUCCGGCGCAACCAGUACAUGGGGUUGCAGCCACAAUACAGGUAUCGCAUUCGAAGAAGCUUCCGAGGCUCCCUUCGCCAGUAUCUGCGCCGAAGACCAGGGCGCCAUUUGGCUCAACACCAAAGGACAAGGAAUGACAACCGAAGGCGUCAAGAUCUCCAACGAGAACACCACCAACGGUGCAUCCGGAGAACCCAUGGGCGGGAUGGGUGGCAGCUACAGUGCCCUUGUCAAGUUUGGCGAUAGCUCGCGGUACAUCUUCGCGUGGCCCUCUCGUGGCGCCAUCGACGUCACCGAGAACGAGUGGAUGGGUGCUGGAUACACACACGUCCUCCCCCGUAACGAGAACCGCAACGUGGCCGUCGCUCUCUUCUCUGACAAGAACACGCUCGUCGGAGAGCAGGCCACCUCUGAAGUCGGUACCCAGGAUGCCGAUAGCCAGAUUACCUGGGUCACCGAGGGGAAGGCUGAUCACUCCAACGUCCGCGCUGCCGCGUUCGGCGCUGACAGUGCGCUCGUCACCUGGGAGCAGAUUGACAACCCGACCUGCGAUGAGUUCAUUGCCAUGGGCUGCAAGGGUGCGUUCUCCGGAACGUAUUUCCAACAGGUUGACAAGAACGGCAAAGCUGUGGGAACUGCUCUCAACAGCUCUGACAUCUACGUCGCUGGUGAUCUCGUGAACGUCGGGGACCGGAUCUGCUGGCCGUACGUGAGCAUGGAGUGGGAUUUGGCUGAUACCGUUGGUGGAUAUGGUGGCCAGUCGACCGACACCACGAAAAAGAUCAGCUUUGCCUGCAUUGGACUGAGUGGAUCGGGAGGUAGUUCUAGCUCUGGAUCUGGAUCUGGAUCUGGAUCGGCUUCCGCGACUGCGUCUGCUUCUGAUGAUGUGUCCGUAACUGCGUCCGGCGCCGAGAACACGCAGGCUGCUGCCCAGACUACUGGUGCCAGCACUGAGACUGCCGCCGAUGGUGAGGCAAACCUGCCCACUGGAGUUGAUGCCACCAGCGAGCCAGCUGAGACCACCACUACAGGCGAAGCUGCCACUGCCACUGCCACCCCUACUCGCAAGCCGGGCAAGUGCAGGGCUCACUAUAAACACUAA
This is a messenger RNA of Aspergillus versicolor CBS 583.65, 1746 nucleotides long. RefSeq lists its product as uncharacterized. The coding region runs from base 1 to 1746 and encodes 581 amino acids. Lineage: Eukaryota; Fungi; Ascomycota; Eurotiomycetes; Eurotiales; Aspergillaceae. The transcript has 2 exons. The record is from RefSeq and is a predicted model, not a curated record.